This is a messenger RNA of Aphanomyces invadans, 2518 nucleotides long. RefSeq lists its product as hypothetical. Bases 16 to 1629 code for a protein of 537 amino acids. Lineage: Eukaryota; Oomycota; Saprolegniomycetes; Saprolegniales; Verrucalvaceae. The record is from RefSeq and is a predicted model, not a curated record. The transcript has 7 exons.
GCGGUGCUGAGGUCGAUGGAAGCAAUCGAGCAAAAGUUGUGGCUGCGGCGGUACAAGCGAUUCGAUCCGUUCUAUGAGGCGCUGCUGCGGUCGCCGCCAUCGACGCUCGCGAUGGCGACAGGUAAACUCUCUAUUGGUUCGCCGACGUUUUCGCUGGCGAAAGUAUACGCGACUCGAGAACUUACUCGACCGAUCACCCCGACGACUGUCGACAUCCCUGGCACCAUCGACGCUCUUCUUGGCCUGCAACAGCCAGAUGGGCGGUGGAAACUAGACGCAGCCUUCCAUCACGUCAUGCAUAACCUCGUGCCGCCCUGUCCCAGCGGCGUUGGGGCAGCGAUGUGGGCGACAGCAUGUGCAGUGACUACCCUACGAAGACAGCCCGACGCAUUCGACAAACUCGAGCGUCCAUGUGAGCGAGGACUCGCCCAAGUGGAAAAUCAAGUUUUCGAGUGGGCAAAGCACGAGCUUCCGUCCAUUCCUCUCGACGCCAACCUUGAGGCACGUCCAGUCGCCGGUCCCUCGCUUCAAGAAACAAUGUUGCGAAAUCAGCCACCAAGCACCAACGACGAAACCAUCGACGACUUGUACAGAGCUGUGGCGGUCCAACCAGCCAAGAAACGCAGCGCCAAGUUUGAGCCCGACGCUGUAAGCGCCCGGAUCGUCAGGCAACUGGAUGCCGCCAGUGCCACCGCAGUGGCGUACGGCCUCAAGCGUGAAUUCUCCCCCAAAGUGGGCACGUCUAACCGACACUAUCAGGUCGGAGACUGGGUCGAGUGCUGUUGGCGGCGGCCAUUGCACGCAUCGUCCGCCGUCCAGGCAACGCGACAGGACGAGUGGAGUCGUGCAAGGAUUGCACAUGUCUACACCGAGGAACAGAGCGCCGUCGACGUCGUGUUCCAAGACAACCGAAAGGAGCACCAAAGGCGGGUCCCACUCGACUGCAUUCGCCGACCCAACUCGGUCAAACCGUCACGGUCCCAAGUCCUGCGCGAUUUACAAGCACGAUGGGUGCAAGAACCAUUGCCGCUGAAAGAUGAGCUCCAGCGGCUUGCCAAGAUUGCUGGCCGCGACAACGUGCGGUCCCCGACGUGGUGUGAAUUGUCUCGCCGAUCCACGUCGCCGAAAAACUCGCAAACGUUCCGCUCUUGUCACACUCGGUCGUCGCUGACGCUGCCAACACUUGAGGAACCUCGAGCACUCGACACUCCCGGCCACUCCGCCCAGGACAGUCCGUCUACGGUCCCGAUGUUGCCACCGUCCCAUGCCGCUGCGAUUGAAGCUAUUCUCGCAUAUGAAAAGUGUCUUGCCAAGGUCCCCAGCGUCCUUCAACCGUGCUGCCACCUUUACAAAACGGCGCGCUUGUUUGGAGACCGCUUGCACGCCUUUGAUGCAUGGAUGCCCGUGGCCCUUGAGCUCGUGGAAGCCACCGCGACGGCUGUGGACCUCGUGUACGCCCUUGAACGGAGUAUUCAACAUCCUUCGUCCCACGGCAACCAAACCCACUCCACGUACACGCCGUUUCUGUGGUUCGGUCGACCGUUUUUAACUUCGGUGGCGCACGGGUUGGAGAUGCUGGCGGCGUCGGCAGAAUUGAUUGGUACGGCACGGACUUUCAUUUUGCAAUGAAUCCGUUUCUCGUGACGGUUCCUCUCCACCUCAAGACGAACGCCAUUCAGUGCGCCGUCGUGCCGAAUACGUGGUGGCCAGAGCAACACUUCUCGGACGCUCUACGACGCCGCGUGAACGCCGCUGAAACGGUCUUUGUACCUCAGCAACUCGUCUUGACGCUCAUGGUGUGCUUGUAGAUGUUAUUGGAGCACUUGGGCCGGUGCAGCCACCGAUGACGCGCCGACGCCAUUCACGCCGCCGCCACGGACAGACAUGCGGAUGAUCUGUUGAAUGUCCUUUCGACCGAGCGGCACGUCGGUCAACGGCGAGUUCAUGUAGUACCCUGCUUCGAUGGCGGCUUUUGCCCGCGUUGAGUUCGUUGCGAUCCACGUCGGUUUGCUUUGGAGCGCAUGUGCUUCGUCCUACCACAGGGCCAUGAUGCAUGGCAUGAGGACGACAAAUUGUGACACCCCAACAACACAAAUCGCAUCUCGAUCAUCUUCUCGCAAGCGACGUGCCCUGUCUCCUUGUGCCUACAUUGCACGCACCACUUGAGCUUUCUGGGCGGCGGGCAGGACGCGGUCCUCCCGCGAGUGAAGACCGGUAGGGUAGUCGUAGUCGUGGGGGCGCGAGAUUCGAGUCUUGGCUUCGCUGACGCUUCCAGCGUUAAACACCUUCAAGAGACUAGUGAUAUGGAUGGUGCCAAACACACCAUCUUGGGUGGAUGUAAAGGUCACUUUCGCACCGGUCGCUUUCUUGGCGCGGCUCCAGCACGGGGAUUGUCGUGCUGCGGCUGUUCGCCGUGUUGUCCGUCGCUCUUGCGGGCGUCGCGAGCUUUCGUAUGUUUGCACAGCACGGCGCCGCGAAAUUCGCUUAGCAUCGACUUGGGACCCAACAGGGCUUGGAA